Molecule: messenger RNA, 804 nt
Organism: Aureobasidium musti
Lineage: Eukaryota; Fungi; Ascomycota; Dothideomycetes; Dothideales; Saccotheciaceae
Source: the annotation of a GenBank genome assembly
AUGGAGCACCAAGGCGACCCGAACAUCUCGUUACCUUCUCCAGUAUCGCCAGUCGCGAACAACAAUGGAACCGCAAUAGCAGCACGAACACCCCUGGUCGACCCGACUAUCUACCCAGGAAACUCGCGCUCCAUCUCGUCAAUCGCGUUGCACGGUCUAUGCUUAGGCAUCACUCUCUCUGCCUGCAGCAUCGGCACCGUUCAGCUCGCACUUUCCAGCUACCGCAUCUGGCGCCUCACAGAGUUCAUCGCAACACUCUCUCUGUUCCACUUCCUCGAGUUCUGGACCACCGCACGCUACAACACGGCCAAUGCAAAGGUGUCCUCUUACCUCNNCCUCACCAGCAAUGGAGGUGCCUACCUCGCCGCACAUGUCGCCGCCAUGAUCGAAAUCGUCGUUACAUCCCUCUUCUUCCCCGACCUGCAAGAUCGCUACAGCAAUACAUACACAGUUGGCUUGGGGUUGGCGUUGGUGAUUAUGGGACAAGUUGUUCGCAGUGUUGCCAUGGCGCAGGCAGGAGUUAGUUUCAACCAUAUCCCUGCGAAGAGCAAGAAGAACGACCAUGUCUUGGUUACUGAAGGUCUUUACUCUUACUUCCGCCAUCCCAGUUACUUUGGCUACUUCUUCUUUGCUGUGGGUACACAGAUUGUGGUAGGGAAUAAGAUCUGCUGUGUGUCCUAUCUCAUAAUCCUGUGGUUCUUCUUCAAGGACAGAAUAAAUAAACAAGAUCUAGUCAAAUUCUUUGGUGAUGAUUAUCGUAGUUAUCGCCAGAGAGUCGGUACUGGCAUUCCAUUCAUCCCAUAG